AUGUUGGUAUUAUCUAUCAACUAUCAUUUGAUCUCCCCAAACCAACAAUACGAUAUUCAUUUCUUUCUUUCAACAAAUUUUUUGUUUAAUUACAAUUGGGUUAGAUAUUGUAAAAAAGAUAGGGUAUGGUAUCUUAUUUCUUACAGUAUUUGUAAAUUUACAGUAUUAGAUCGUAUGGUAUUUGAGUUUAUUAUAGAUAUAGACUUGAAUUUAAAGGAAAGAAUUCAAUGUUUAGUAUAUUCAUUUCAGAAAUCAUUGUAUUUGGUACUAAUAUUAUAUUGGUUAAUGUUAUAUCUACAUAUAUUCACUCGGUAA
Molecule: messenger RNA, 315 nt
Organism: Entamoeba dispar SAW760
Lineage: Eukaryota; Evosea; Mastigamoebida; Endamoebidae
Exons: 2
Coding region: 1-315 (104 amino acids)
Source: RefSeq, a predicted model, not a curated record